This is a messenger RNA of Myotis daubentonii (Daubenton's bat), 7246 nucleotides long. It is a transcript of the gene FER1L6, whose product is annotated as fer-1 like family member 6. Gene Ontology annotation, biological process: plasma membrane organization. Gene Ontology annotation, cellular component: membrane. Lineage: Eukaryota; Metazoa; Chordata; Mammalia; Chiroptera; Vespertilionidae. The record is from RefSeq and is a predicted model, not a curated record.
CCAGUGCCCAGGAUCUGGAGAAAGCCAGAGAUCAGGAUUUUGCUGGUUCCCAGCCUAGAGGAGCCACUAAGAAGAGGAAGAAUGGAGAAGCCAUCCAAAGCCAAAUAUCGGAGUCAUGGUAGCUUUCACCCCGAGGAGACCAGAAAGGGGAUGUUUGGGUUGAAGUUGAAGAAGAAGAAGAAUAAAGCAGAGAAGGGGUUAAUCCUAGCCAACAAGGCUGCCCAAGAUGGUCAAGGUGAAGCAGAAGCACCACAGGAGGGCCCUUCUCCCCAGGAAGGACUGAGAGGAGAUUUGAUUUAUGAUGAUGCGUCCAUCACUCCUGUCCCCACAGCUCCUCCAAAGAGAAGAUCAAAACUGUUGACUAAGAUCCAUGAUGGGGAAGUCAGAUCCCAAAGUUAUCAAAUUGCCAUAACCAUCACUGAGGCCCGCCAACUGGUGGGUGAAAACAUUGACCCAGUUGUGAUCAUUGAGGUCGGGGAUGAGAAGAAGCAAAGCACAGUGAAGGAAGGAACCAACAGCCCAUUUUACAAUGAAUACUUUGUCUUCGACUUCAUUGGGCCUCAAGAGCAUCUUUUUGACAAGAUCAUCAAAAUCUCGGUCUUUCAUCAUAAGCUGAUAGGAAGCAUCCUGAUUGGCGCCUUCAAAGUGGACCUGGGCACUGUGUACAACCAGCCUGGUCAUCAGUUCUGUGACAAGUGGGCCCUGCUCACAGACCCUGGUGAUAUCAGGAUUGGCACGAAGGGGUAUCUGAAGUGUGACAUCAGCGUGAUUGGGAAAGGCGACAUCUUAAAGACCAACCCGAAAAUCUCCGAUGCUGAGGAACAAAUAGAAAAGAACCUUUUGAUCCCUCAAGGGUUUCCAUCAGAGAGACCCUGGGCCAGAUUCUAUGUGAGACUCUACAAAGCAGAAGGGUUGCCCAAGAUGAACUCCAGCAUCAUGGCGAACGUGACCAAAGCAUUUGUGGGUGACAGUAAGGACCUCGUGGAUCCCUUCGUGGAGGUCUCCUUUGCUGGGCAGAUGGGGCGAACCACGGUGCAGAAGAAUUGUGCCGAUCCCGUGUGGCAUGAACAGGUGAUCUUCAAGGAAAUGUUCCCUCCCUUGUGUCGGAGGGUGAAAAUCCAGGUGUGGGACGAAGGCAGCGUGAACGAUGUUGCGCUGGCAACCCAUUUCAUUGACCUGAAGAAAAUCUCCAAUGAACAGGAGGGAGAUAAAGGCUUUCUACCUACCUUCGGACCUGCCUGGAUUAACCUGUAUGGCUCACCCAGGAACCACAGUCUGAUGGACGACUACCAGGAAAUGAAUGAAGGCUUUGGAGAAGGCGUGUCAUUCAGGGGCAGAAUUUUGGUGGAAAUUGCUGUGGAAAUCCUCUCGGGAGGGGCACAGGAGUCUAAAUUUUCCAAGGCACUCAAGGACCUCAAGUUGUCUUCAAAGGACAAAGACUCCAAAUCUUCCAAAGGCUCAAGUAAAGACAAGGGUGACAAAACGGACAGUGGAAAACCCCAGCAGGCUUCAGACAAAACCAACUCCACCGAGGUCGAGGUGGAGCCUUUCGAUGUACCCCCAGAGAUUGUACCAGAAAAAUAUGAGGAAUUUUUACUCUUCGGAGCAUUUUUUGAAGCCACCAUGAUUGACCGGAAGAUUGGAGAUAAACCCAUUAGCUUUGAAGUUUCUAUUGGUAAUUUUGGAAACUUGAUUGAUGGAGGCUCCCAUCACGGGAAUAAGAAGAAGUCAGCUGAGUCAGCUGAAGAAGACACCCUUCCGCUGCUGCAAGAGGGAGAAAGGGACACAGCGCAGGAGGUUGCCAUCCCUAUGGUCUCCACCACUCACCCAGAGAAGCCACUCGUGACAGAAGGAAACAGAAAUUACAACUACUUGCCAUUUGAGGCCAAGAAGCCCUGCGUCUACUUCAUCAGUUCCUGGGGAGACCAGACGUUUAGGCUGUACUGGUCCAACAUGCUGGAGAAAAUGGCAGACCUGCUGGAAGAAAGUAUAGAAGAAGUGAAAGAAUUGAUCAAGAUUUCAGAGGAAGCACCAGAGGAGAAAAUGAAGACAGUGCUCAAUGACUUCAUCAGUCAAAGCAGUGCCUUUAUCUCUGAGGCAGAAAAGAAGCCCAAGAUGUUGAACCAAACCACUUUAGAUAAGAAACGACUUACGCUCUGUUGGCAGGAGCUGGAUGCGAUGGCCAAGAAGGCCAAAGGGAUCAUUCAGCAGCAGAAGAAAAAGUUAUCACUUGAUGAAAUGAUCCAUGAAGCCCAAAAUUUUGUGGAAAAAAUCCGCUUCCUUGUGGAUGAGCCACAGCACACCAUCCCUGACGUCUUCCUCUGGAUGCUCAGCAACAACAAGAGGGUGGCCUACGCCCGCAUCGCCUCCAAGGACCUGCUCUACUCCCCCGCCAGGGAGCAGAUGGGCAAAUACUGUGGAGCCAUCAAGACUCAUUUCCUCAAACUUCCUGGCAAACGGCCAGCUGGCUGGUCGGUGCAGGCCAAAGUCGACGUGUACCUGUGGCUGGGCUCGGCCAAACACUCCGGUGCCAUUUUGGACAACUUGCCAGCCGGCUAUGAAGCAGAAAUGUCCUCCAAAGUGGCUGUCCCCGCUCACCCUCCAGCCAACCUGAUCUACCAAGACCGGCAUAUCUUCCAGCUGAGGGCGCACAUGUACCAAGCCCGGGGCCUCAUCGCGGCCGACAGCAACGGACUUUCAGACCCUUUUGCCAAAGUCACGUUCCUUUCCCACUGCCAGACCACAAAGGUCAUUUCCCAGACCCUCUCCCCGACCUGGAACCAGAUGCUGCUGUUCAAUGACCUGGUGCUGCACGGAGACCACCAGGAGCUGGCCGAGUCCCCGCCCUUGGUGGUGGUGGAGCUAUAUGACAGCGACGCGGUGGGAAAGCCGGAAUAUUUGGGAGCCACGGUGGCUGCUCCUGUUGUGAAGCUGGCUGACCAGGACUAUGAGGCGCCCCGGCUGUGCUAUCACCCCAUCUUCUGUGGGAACCUCUCUGGAGGGGACCUCCUUGCUGUGUUUGAGUUGUUACAGGUCCCUUCAUCCGGGCUAGAGGGGCUCCCUCCCAUUGACCCACCAGACGUCACCCAGAUCUACCCGGUUCCUGCCAGCAUUCGGCCAGUGCUGAGUAAAUACCGAGUGGAGGUUCUCUUCUGGGGAGUCCGAGAGAUGAAGAAGGUGCAGCUGCUCUCGGUGGAUCGCCCGCAGGUGCUCAUCGAGUGCGGGGGACGAGGAGUCAAGUCCUGCGUGAUCCAGAGCUACAAGAACAACCCGAACUUCAGCAUCCAGGCCGACGCUUUCGAAGUGGAGCUGCCUGAGAAUGAGCUGCUGCACCCGCCCCUGAGCAUCUGUGUGGUGGACUGGAGGGCUUUCGGGAGGAGCACCCUGGUGGGCACCUACACCAUCAACUGCUUGAAGCAGUUCUUGUGUAAAUCCAGGGAGCCCCUCGCCCCCUCCUCACAGGUGGACGGAACCCCGGCUGGGCAAGAUUCGCUAAUAGCCACUGAGCCCUCUGGGCCCCUCAGCUCCUCCCAGGACCCCCCAACAGAUCACAUCUAUGUGGACGUUGAGCCACCUCCCACGGUGCUACCUGACUCUGCCCAGGUUCAGAAGGCAAGUCAGGUUGACGUCCCCGACUCAUCCCCUAUGCUGGCGGCCGAACGCCCACCUGCAGCCCGGGAGCCACCACAGGAUGGAAAAGCUAAGGAUGCCAGGAAACCUUCCCGGAGGUCCACCAAAAGGAGGAAGAGGACCAUAGCAGAUGAGUCGGCUGAAAACGUCAUUGACUGGUGGUCCAAAUACUAUGCCUCCGUGAAGAAAGCACAGAAGGAAAAGGAGAGAAAUCUCAAAGAGAAAAAAGACAAUACAGGUGCAAAACCAGAUGAGGUCGUGGUGAAUAUAGAAGAUGGCCCGAAGAAGAAGAAAGAUAAAAUGCUCAAGAAGAAGCCCAAAGAAGAUGAAAUCCCCAACCUGGCUGUCUUGAAGAUAUAUGAUGGCGACCUCGAGAGUGAGUUCAACAAUUUUGAAGACUGGGUGAAAACCUUUGAGCUCUUCAGAGGCAAGUCUUCGGAAGAUGACCACGGCCUUGAUGGAGACCGAGUCAUAGGAAAGUUUAAGGGCUCUUUCUGCAUUUACAAAAGCCCCGAGGAUUCCAGCACUGAGGACAACGGGCAGCUGAGAAUCCAGCAAGGGAUUCCGCCCAACCACCCCGUCAAAGUCAUGAUCCGGGUGUACAUUGUGGCGGCAUUUAAUCUUAGCCCAGCCGAUCCAGACGGCAAAUCGGAUCCCUACAUUGUGGUCAAGCUUGGCAAAACGGAAAUCAAGGACCGAGACAAAUACAUCCCCAAGCAGCUGAACCCAGUGUUUGGAAGGUCAUUUGAGAUCCAGGCCACGUUCCCAAAGGAGUCUCUGCUCUCCGUCCUGAUCUACGACCAUGACAUGAUCGGGACAGAUGACCUCAUUGGCGAGACCAGGAUCGACCUGGAGAACCGCUUUUACAGCAAACACCGAGCCAUCUGCGGCCUGCAGAGCCAGUACGAGAUAGAAGGAUACAACGCCUGGAGAGACACGUCCAAGCCCACGGAAAUCCUCGCCAAGCUCUGCAAGGACAACAAGCUGGAUGGGCCCUACUUCCAUCCCGGGAAAAUACAGAUCGGAAGCCAGGUCUUUUCUGGAAAAACAGUCUUCACUGAAGAGGACUCGGAUGAGACGGUGGAGUCUUACGAGCACUUGGCCCUCAAAGUUUUACACUCUUGGAAUGAUAUCCCAGAGGUUGGGUGUAGGCUGGUUCCUGAGCACAUAGAAACCCGUCCGCUGUACCACAAGGAUAAGCCAGGGAUGGAGCAGGGCCGCCUGCAGAUGUGGGUGGACAUGUUUCCCAAAGAUAUGCCUCAGCCUGGACCUCCUGUUGACAUUUCACCAAGGCAACCCAAAGGAUAUGAAUUGAGAGUAACCAUCUGGAACACUGAAGAUGUCAUUUUAGAGGAUGAGAAUAUCUUCACAGGACAAAAAUCAAGUGAUAUUUAUGUUAAAGGGUGGAUAAAGGGUUUGGAAGACGACAAGCAGGAGACAGACGUGCAUUACAACUCCCUGACCGGCGAGGGGAACUUCAACUGGCGCUUCCUGUUUCCGUUUCAGUAUCUCCCAGCUGAGAAGCAAAUGGUCAUCACCAAGAGGGAGAACAUCUUUUCCUUGGAGAAGAUGGAGUGUAAGACGCCAGCUGUGCUGGUGCUCCAGGUCUGGGAUUUUGAAAGGCUGUCCUCCGAUGACUUUCUGGGCUCCCUGGAAAUGAACCUCAACAGUUUCCCCCGGGCAGCCAAGUCUGCCAAAGCCUGUGAUCUCAGCAAGUUUGAAAAUGCGAGUGAGGAGAGCAAGAUCUCCAUAUUCCAGCAAAAGCGCGUCCGGGGCUGGUGGCCUUUUGCUAAAAGCAAAGAACUCACAGGGAAGGUGGAGGCCGAGUUCCACCUGGUUACUGCGGAGGAGGCUGAGAAAAACCCUGUCGGGAAAGCGCGGAAGGAGCCAGAGCCCCUGGCCAAGCCCAACCGCCCAGACACCUCCUUCUCCUGGUUUGUGAGCCCCUUCAAGUGCCUGUACCACCUCAUCUGGAAGAAUUACAAGAAGUACAUCAUCAUCGCUUUCAUUCUGAUCAUCCUCAUCAUCUUCCUGGUCCUCUUCAUCUACACCUUGCCAGGUGCCAUCAGCCGAAAGAUUGUUGUGGGCUCCUAGAGGAUCAUGGAGGACCCGGGCCCUCCCUUUCUACGAAUCCUCUCCUCUUCCUCACCUGUAAAUACAGAAGAAAGGGUGCUCUGUGCAGGUACUGUGCUGGGUGCUAAUGGGAUGAACCCAAGGGGCCUCAGAACCAGUCACUAUGUCUAGGGACAGAGCAGCUCUUCCUUUUUAAAAAAAAAUAUGUUUUAUUGAUUUUUUACAGAGAGGAAGGGAGAGGGAUAGAGAGCUAGAAAUAUCGUUGAGGGAGACAUAUUGAUCAGCUGCCUCCUGCACACCUCCUACUGGGGAUGUGCCCACAACCAAGGUACAUGCCCUUGACCAGAAUCGAACCUAGGACCUUUCAGUCCACAGGCGGGCACUCUAUCCACUGAGCCAAACCAGUUAGGGCCAGAUCAGCUCUUCUUGGAGGAGACGGGAAAGGAACAGUCCCUCCUCACCCUGACCCCUGCCACCACCUUUCACACAUAAGCUUUAAGUCAUGUUUUCAGCCAUGGGAAGCAUGAAAUAAUCAACGGUGACCUCAAAUUGAUUUAGGUGGAUGUUUUCUUUAUGUAACUGGUUUUAUUCUGAAAAGUUUAAUUCUCUGUCUGAGAUUUUAUUGGAAGUACUUUCUUUCAAAUAAAAAUUUUAUGGGAAAUAAACUGAACACAUUUUAGCAACUACUAGGUAUUCAACCUGUCCCAUAUAUCUUAAGUUUGUUUAAUCCUUACAGUUUACAAAACACAUUUACUUAUUCAGGCUGCAAAACUAGCUUGGAGAAAAAAUCAUACAAAUCACCUAAAAUAUUUCAUGGUUGAAAUUCCCGUCUAGAGGUGAGAUGAGGCUGGUUUUCCAUUAAAGUCAACACUUGCAAAGCUUGUGAUUGGCGGUGGUAGUGAGUUCUGGAAAAAUCCAUUUGGAUUUAUGUUCUCUGGCAAUUUCCAAGUGGGAAUUUUGUGUAUGAAAAAUAAUUUUGAGUAUGUGUGUAGAGGCAGGGGCAGAGCCCCAAGUAUCAUGAGAAUUCUCUUCAGCCAGGUACAUAGCCCACCAGACACGACCCAUAGAUCAUGAUCCGAAUGACCACUGUUGGCGCCAUUCAACACUUAGUCUUACCACCAUCUGUGGUAGGGUCUGUCAGACUCCCAGGCAGAGAUGAAUUUCAAAAGCAGUCUUAGAAACAACAGCCUAUCGCUGGUCAGGUGGGGCCGGUUUUUCUUGAAAGUGAACCUUGGCUCUUCAAAGUAACCCAGCCUGGAUCUGCUGCCCCACCUGGAGGAGGGAGUGAAAGUGAGGGGCCGGUGUUCUCAGAAUAAGGGAACAAAGGAAUUGGGGUGUUUAGCCUCAGACACAAGUAAAUAUGGCACCACUUCUUCUUUCUAUCACGGGGGCUAUUUGGUGGUAUUGAGGAGGCUUGAUUGAGGUUCCCCUCUUGAUCCCGGAAAUACAUGGCUAUUGAUUUCUUUAGCUAGCCUGCCACAUAGGUAACUGUUCUAAAAUAAAGGAUGUUUACUUCCACAUGGAAAGUCAUUCCAGAAUGUUC